AUGCCUUACACGCCGCCUUCCAAUUCGCGAUCUCCCGCCCACUCCACACAAUCAUCGCCCGAUGUGAGCCGGCGACCGUCGGUUCAGAGUGGCUCACGCCCACCUCUGCCGCGGUCGACCUCGUAUCUCACCAAAAGUCGGCGUACGCCCCCCGUAGCUGUCGGGGGGGAUGGCUUCCCCACUCCCCCCGGCACCUGCGACGACCUCCAGGACCUCGCCGUAACCGACGAUAGGGGUAUACAUAAUGGUGCUGUCACCUCACCUCCGGAUUCGAUGUCGGGGAGCGACGAGGAAGACAACAGACCGCGUGGUCUCCACUUCGGCACGACUCUGAAGGAGCUAAGAGACGCUGUCAUCUCCCUGCGCAGAGACUCUGACCCAGAUAUCACAACCCUGCAUGUGCCGGACCGGCAGGGCCCGACUUCCAAUGGCAUCAUUCACAGCUUUAGCACGUCCGCGUUGGAUCAGCUCCAUGCCUCGGAAAGACGGAGGAGCCACUCGAGAUUCUCCAGUGACUCCGAUGCUGGGUUUUCUCAUUCGGCCAAGACUUCCACCACCGGCUCGGAAGAAGAAUCGGAAGAGGACCGAGGGAGCAAACCCCCCAUGGUUCGAAAGAAAUCCGGGGAGCUUGUUCGUCCCGCUCUACGCCCUCCUUCUCGCAAGAGGCCAUCGAGCAUGCCUGGCACGCCGACAUGCAAGGCUGUCCACUUUGAUUCCCACCUGGAACACGUGCGGCACUUCCUUCAAGUCGACCGCCCGCUCGCCGUCAGCGCAGGGUCAUCACCCGUCGACGAUUACGACAGUGAGACUGAGUACCCAUUUACGACCUUGGACCGCCCCGACUCGCCCACCACCACCACCACCACCUACCAGUGGGAGAUCGUGAUCACGAACCCUCCUGUCGACAGUGUCAUCCGCAAAGCGCAACCCGUGCGGCUUGAAAAGGUCUGGCUCUGGCCUGAUCAAAAGUCUCUGGUGGGAUCCAUCGCAGUCGCGAACUUCGCUUUCCAGAAGUCCGUCACCUGUCGUUUCACCCUAGACUAUUGGAAGACCACAUCCGAGGUGAAUGCAGAUUUCGCACAGGCGAUCAGUGAGAAGGGCGCUCCUCACAGCCACGACCGUUUUACCUUCGCCAUCAAGCUGUCGGACACGGCGCAUCUGGAAACCAAGACGCUUUACUUUUGCAUUCGGUAUAAUGUCAUUGGCCAAGAGUUCUGGGACAACAACGAUCACGCCAACUUCCAAGUCGACUUCCGCAAGAAGCCCGUCCCGCGAAGCGGCAAACGCGGCUUGCCAGGCGCGACCAACAGAGCUGUGAACGGCGGCGGUCUUCCCCGAAGCAACCGUUGGGGAAACCCUUCGCCUCUCCCGAGUCGACCCAAACCGAGGCCCACCUUGGACGAUAUCAAUGGCUCAGACAGGUACAGUUUCGGACAGUCUAUGGACGAAUGUCGCGGUGGGCGCCGCCCCCGCCUAAAGCACAAGUCGUCUGAAAGCGACAAUCUCUCCGGCCGGGUGCCUGCUCCCAGCGGCCAGGCCUUCUCCAACCGGUAUGACUUCGGCGCUUCCCUCUCGGCUGCCGUGCAGGCUGCCAAGGACGCCCUGGGCAAAGACAAAGACCGUAACUCGGGCGGCCUCUAUAUGAAGAGCUCCAGGCCGGCGUCGUCUGCUCCACAACAAUCCCCAGCACCUAACCCACCCGCUCCUAAUGUCGCCCCCACCCUGCCUGGGACCGGCUCAUCCACCACAUCCCUGUCCGCAUCCUCGUACCAGGAGAUGGUCAACAAAUACUGCUUCGUACGUACUUCCCGCGACCACCAGCCAGAGACACCUGGUCUUAGUUCCGACUAUCCCCGGGCAUCUCUUCUCUCUCGAAGCCCUUGCUGA
Molecule: messenger RNA, 1887 nt
Organism: Sodiomyces alkalinus F11
Lineage: Eukaryota; Fungi; Ascomycota; Sordariomycetes; Glomerellales; Plectosphaerellaceae
Exons: 2
Coding region: 1-1887 (628 amino acids)
Biological process (GO): regulation of glycogen biosynthetic process
Cellular component (GO): protein phosphatase type 1 complex
Molecular function (GO): glycogen binding; protein phosphatase 1 binding
Source: RefSeq, a predicted model, not a curated record